AUUAAUUGUUUGUGCAGGGCUCCUGCAUUGGGGUCAACUUUUCUCGAUUCGAAUGAUUUAUUCCUCCACUCUACAUAUGAAAAAGCUUGAAAUAUUCGCGGUCGAGGCGUCGAUAACAAUUGAAAUUGAAACAAUCGCCGUAUACAAUCAGAAACGGGUCGGUGAUACUCGUGCAAUCGAUAAUAAUGUUUGCUAGUACUACAGAUACGCGAACCGAAACGUUGAUAGUGUUCAAAACGAAAAUUUAAUACGAGUUCGAGUGGUAAGCAUUACUUCGAGGUAUUCGCCUUCUCGUUUGUUAGAGCAUAACGAUAAACAACAAGGUUUAAGUUUUACGAUUAUUUCGGCGUAUUGCUUAACAAGAGCUGUUUUCGUCACGGGAAGAGGAUCACUAUUAAAAACAUAAGAGGAUAAUCUCGGGAUGGCAUCAUCUAUGGUGGCUGUUCCUUCAGGAACAGCAUCUGUCCCAGCUGGAACUGGUAUUGCGCAAAGCGAAGAAGUCGAAAAUGGAGAUGUUUUUAGCGAACGAAAUAUUAAUACAGUCACCAGCUGCAACGAAACCUCUAAUCCCGGAGAUGCUCUGGAAGAGAUAAAUUGCAGCAACAGCGAGACUGGAGUCCAAAAAUGCACUAUUUGCAUUGGCAAACUGUGCUCCCCGCGAGUGCUCUCCUGUCUUCACGUAUUUUGUGAAGCUUGUUUAGAUAAGCUUCUUAUAGAUGAAGCGGGUGAUCCCAAGGUCAGUUCGAUUCUGAUCUGUCCUCUAUGUGACCAAGAAACUUCCAUUAGUUCUAAGGGUGCCGCGUCGCUCACGUGCGACUAUGUUCUAACUAAUAUACUUGACAUGUCCGCGAUCGAGAACAUGGCUGUACUCUGUACCUCGUGUAAAGCCAAAGAGAGCGCAGUUGCGCGUUGUUCGGACUGUGCCAAUUUCUUGUGUCCAAGUUGUAAUUGCGCGCACCAGUUCAUGCGUUGUUUUGAAAGUCACAAGGUGGUGGCCUUUGAAGAUAUAAAGAAAUCCAACGAAGCUAUACCAAUACACAAACCUAUUUUUUGUGAGUUUCAUCCUGCUGAGAAUAUGAAGUUUUACUGUUACACAUGCCAGGAACCUAUAUGCAAUGAGUGUCUACUUGUUGAACACAAAGCUCCAGAUCAUCAAUAUGAACGAUUAGUAGAUGCAGAACCACGUCAGAAAGAAGAAUUAAUAAAAUUAGUGAAUGAAAGUAAAGCAAGAAUUGCAGAUUGCGAUCAGGUGUCUGCUCAGUUAGAAAAUGCGCUUAGUGAGCUUCAAGCACAACAUGAUCAAGCUAAGGACCUGAUCAUAGAGACAUUUCAAAGUUACAAAGCUGUCUUAGAAAAAUGUAGAGACAAUGCCUUGGUUGAACUUGAAAAGUUACAUUCUGACAGAGAAUUGGAAAUAAUGGAUACAUUUCAUAGUGUUGAGAAAACUGUGGAGAAAAUAGAGGAUGCUUGCCGUUUUACCUCUAGACUCUUGGAGCAUGGCGAUGCAGUGGAGAUUCUCGCACUUCGUCGCAUCGUAGGAGCGCAAUUAAUGAAUUUAAUUAAAAACACACCAAAGCCAAAUGUUUCUUUUUCAAUUGAAUUUCAGACUGAUUAUAAUCAGUUCGAAAAAACAUUAAAGGAAGUAUUUGGUAAAUUUCACACCGAGAGUACACCGAUGACAAAGUCCGCUCCUGAAACAGUUUCAACCAUGUCAGGAGUCUCCACAAACCAGCAAAUUGUUCAUACUUCAAUGGGCUGUCCACGUUCCAUUAGCACAAGGUCUCCCAUUUCUCUUCCUGCGUCGAUGCAAUCUUCGUUCGAAGGUGAACCUUCGUACGUUAUACCUCCAACAUCCAGUCCCCCGACUAUUCCACCACCGCCACCUCCUGUAUCCCUUCCCCCAGGUCCUAUCCAUGGUCUCACCAGCAUUCAAGAAUACAAUCUGCAACAACUAGCCAGUUUAGCAGAAAAGGCUGAAAUGGUUGGAGACACAAACGUAGUUGGACCUAGUUCGAAUCCUAGCCCGACUCCGCCAUUCACAUUGGCAGACUUAUUUGCCGGCGAUCUGAGUUCUACAAGUCAUGCGAUCAAUAAUUUGCAAGCUCUUGCAAAGUUAGGAAAUACACUUGGCAAUCAAGAUCUUGGAAGCACAACAAUUAACGGAGGUAGCGGCUUGGUAUUAGGCAGAGGCCCUUCACCAGCGAUUGUAGAUACGCCAAAUUUAGGUCUAGCUGCUAACAGUCUUUUGAACGGAGGGUUUCAGUCGUUAUCCUCCUCCACUUCGCCGAUACUUUCACAGGGUGCUGAUGAUUUAAUUGGAGAUUCCAUACAUAACAUGCCUGUAGUAGUGGGAAAUACUGUCGGCAACGUGACCGGUUCUGGAAACUAUGCUCAUCCACGUUCAACCAAUGCUAAAUUACCGCCCAUGCGUAUCCGUUGUAAAUUUGGGCAGUUAGGUCCCAGUAAAGGUCAAUUCAGCUCACCCCAUGGAUUUUGCUUAAGCGCCGACGAGGACAUUAUUGUUGCAGACACGAAUAAUCACAGAAUUCAAAUAUUUGAUAAGACUGGUAUUUUCAAAUUCCAAUUUGGUGUCCCUGGCAAGGAGGAGGGACAGUUGUGGUACCCUAGGAAAGUUGCUGUUAUGAGAAACAGUGGUAAAUUUGUUGUUUGCGAUCGUGGAAACGAACGAUCCAGAAUGCAAAUAUUUACAAAAAACGGGCACUUCAUCAAGAAAAUAGCAAUUCGUUACAUCGAUAUUGUAGCUGGCCUAGCUGUCACUAGCGAGGGUCACAUUUUGGCUGUUGAUAGUGUAUCGCCAACAGUGUUUGUGAUCAGCGAUACAGGAGACCUUUUAAGGUGGUUUGACUGCAGUGAAUAUAUGAGAGAACCAAGUGAUAUUGCAAUUAGUGGUAAAGAAUAUUUUGUUUGUGACUUCAAGGGACAUUGUGUUGUGGUAUUCAACGAGGAAGGCAAGUUUUUGCGUCGCAUUGGCUGUGACAAUGUAACAAACUUCCCAAACGGGAUUGAUAUUAGCGAUGCAGGGGAUAUAUUAAUAGGAGAUUCACAUGGUAAUCGUUUCCAUGUGGCAGUUUUUUCUAGAGACGGUUCCUUGAUUUCAGAGUUCGAAUGCCCAUAUGUCAAGGUCUCUCGAUGUUGCGGCUUGAAAAUAACUUCCGAGGGAUAUAUCGUAACUUUGGCUAAAAAUAAUCAUCACGUCCUCGUACUGAACACUCUUUACAUAUCAUGAAGCGAGGAGGCAGACCAAAUAAGUAUGUCACAAUAAUCUUCAGCGAGUGGAAUUUCCUUGUGAAUUGCCCUACUCCUAACGAAGGACGAAUCGACAAAUAUGCCCAGUGGUAUCGAAUUUAUUUGAAAUUUGCCUACCGAAGAAAUAGAAAACAAGUGCAGCAUGCAGCUUUAAUAGUAAAAAAAAGUGUAAAAAGGAACAAAAACCUUUUAAAAAAAAAAAAAAGUAUAAUGCGUCCCUGUUUUAUGAAAGUAAUAACGUUGAAACGAUGAAAUGGUAAACGUACAUCUCCGACCAAAAAACUAAAAAAAAAAAAAAACAAAAAAAAAUCACAAAAAAAAACAGUAUAAAUAGUAAUUUAGCAAGUUGCAUUUGGUAAACUGCCAAGAUAAAUUUAAAACGAUUUAAAAAAAACAACUACAACAAAAUGAAGAAGGGAAAGGAGCAGCGAAUUAAGUGGAUCGUCUCAACUGAAAAAGCAAUCGGAUCGCUUCGACGAGUGGGGGCAGAAAGUGAAGAGAGGGAAAGAUACUUCUGAAAACACAAUAGCUUUCCGUCAAAAGCGGUCGCAUCGUCAUCUUCGACUCGUCAGUAUUUUAGGUAUGUUUACAAAUCAAAUUAUUCUAGUCUUCAAUGAGCACUGUUUACACGCUGGUUUCGAUCCGUGCUCUCGAAGCAACAACUCGUGUAUUUUUAUCUCGGUUCUCGCGUGGAAUCGAAUUACGUACACGUAUACGCAUACACGAAGAAAGAAAGAUAACGAUAUACACGGUUCUUUCUUCUAAACGUUACUUCGAGACCUAUUUUGUAGACUCGCUAAGUUUCUAAGGUUUCGUUAAGAGAAUCGUUAGAUAAUUCGAUAGGCAUGUCAAGAAACGAGUGUGUAUGAAUAAGGAAAGGGGGAAAAAAAAAAUAAAGAAGCAAAUUCCUGUGCUUAAUGCAAGGCGAAAAGCGUUGCAUGCUACGUCACACGGUAGUACUUCCUGCUCGUAUAUCAUAUCAUAUCUCUAAUGAAACAAAAACGAAAAAGGAAAGACAGAUACAGUAAAUCCUCGUUAUGGCAGGCAUAAAAAAAAACUUAGUGAACUAAACGGAAGA
Messenger RNA from Colletes gigas, 4345 nucleotides. Its product is annotated as B-box type zinc finger protein ncl-1-like. Gene Ontology annotation, molecular function: protein binding; zinc ion binding; ubiquitin-protein transferase activity. The record is from RefSeq and is a predicted model, not a curated record. Gene Ontology annotation, cellular component: chromatin; nucleoplasm. Gene Ontology annotation, biological process: positive regulation of DNA-templated transcription. The transcript has 10 exons. Bases 422 to 3247 code for a protein of 941 amino acids. NCBI's taxonomy places the organism in Eukaryota, Metazoa, Arthropoda, Insecta, Hymenoptera, Colletidae.